Messenger RNA from Rhododendron vialii, 3172 nucleotides. Its product is annotated as probable inactive receptor kinase At5g58300. Gene Ontology annotation, molecular function: ATP binding; protein binding; protein kinase activity. Bases 914 to 2818 code for a protein of 634 amino acids. The record is from RefSeq and is a predicted model, not a curated record. Gene Ontology annotation, biological process: protein phosphorylation. Lineage: Eukaryota; Viridiplantae; Streptophyta; Magnoliopsida; Ericales; Ericaceae. The transcript has 3 exons.
GCACUUUUUGCUUUCUCUUUAUAAUGAAUCUUUUUCCCUUUUGGCUUCUUUUAUUUGUGAAUUACUUUUAUUAAUUGGUUUGAAACUUCUAAGUGAAGUAUUUUGGUUAGAUACUCAAAUAUUUUAUACGUUGAGAAAGUAACCUUUGCCUUUUCCUCUACGGAGAAGUCAAUCAAGAACAGUUUGCCCCUUGCUUUUUCAUUUUUUCUCCCCAACUAUUGAACCUAAAGUUUGCAUUAUUGAUUCCCAAUCCUUUAAAAAGUGAAAUUCUUUGAUGCGCCCUACUUUGUCCUUCGAAAAGUAGGACUUUCUUUAUCAAGGGUCGUAAUAAUAUGUCAGGUUUAGUGAGAAGAUUACUAUAUUGAGAUCUGAAGGUCUUUAGAAAUCAAAUAGGCUGAAACCACUGUGUUAGGUAUGAAGCACUGGAUGAACCUUGGCUCAAUUCCUAUGAGGAAGCUAGGUGUGGUAGAGUCUGGGUUGAAGUUACUUCUUAUGUGUGAAUUUUUUCCCAAAAGAGAGGUGAAGUUCUAUUUCAGAUGGAAAUACUGACCCUCCUUUUUCCUGUAUAUUCCACACUCUCGUCAUCCAUUUCUUUUACAAAGGAUUUUCAUUGGUGGAAAUAAAAAGACAAAACCAGCUGUACUUCCAUUAUGAAAAAGUUGAUGAAGUUUACACAACAGGAAUUCAAACUGAAAUGUAGAUUAAUGAUCAUAUUUUGUUGAGGUCUCAACAAUGCUUCACAACAGUUCUUAGUCUCAGGCUACAAUCAACUGACCAUGCGUAAAUAUGCAAAAUGAUGAAGUAUAAACCAUCAUUCUUCUGAUGAUAGAUACAUGAUCUGUAAUUUUUGUUUGAAGGCAUUCGUUACUCAACCAGGAAAGCAUACAUUUAGUAUAUACCCAGCAUUACUCUAAUGAAGCUCCAGUCAUUUCCAGUGGUUAUUUCCCUUUUAGUCCUACUGCAUAUUCUUUCACCAACCAGCGGUGACCUAGACUCUGAUAGACAGGCCCUACUUCAUUUCGCUUCUGCUGUUCCACAUGUUCGGAAACUCAACUGGAACUCUAAUGCCUCAGUCUGCACUUCUUGGAUCGGCAUCACCUGCAGUGAUGAUGGAACAAGAGUGACUGCCAUUCAUCUCCCAGGUUUCGGAUUAUCGGGCCCCAUCCCAGGCAAUAGCAUUGGAAAGCUAGAUGCUCUUCGAGUCCUCAGCCUCCGAUCCAAUUACCUCAAUGGAAAUCUCCCUUCAGAUAUCCCCUCCAUCCCUUCCCUCCAAUCGCUUUAUCUUCAGCACAAUAACUUCUCUGGGAUGAUACCCACUAAUCUUUCCACCAAACUCAAUGUACUCGAUUUGUCCUUCAACUCCUUUCGUGGUAAUAUUUCACUCACAGAUGAGAACUUACCACGACUCACUGUGUUGAACCUCCAGUUCAAUUCAUUCUCUGGUGGAAUUCCUGACCUCAACCUCCCAAGGCUCAAGCUACUAAAUUUGAGCCACAAUAUGCUGAAUGGCUCAAUUCCCACGAGACUCCGGAAAUUUCCAAUUUCUUCUUUUUUGGGGAACUCUCUUUUAUGUGGACCUCCCUUGACUGAUUGCUCUGUGAGCUCCCCUUCUCCUUCUCCAAUUUACUUUCCAUCCCCACCAACUAUCCCUCCAAAGCAAGAAGGUGGUAAAAGUAAGAAGCUUGGGGCAGCUGCUAUCAUUCCCAUUGCUAUUGGGGGCUCUUCGUUUUUAAUUCUUCUAGUUUUAGUGUUCUUUUUCUGCUGUUUGAAAAAGAAAACCAGCAACGGCAGUAGGUCAUUGAAGGCAAAGGCUACCAACGGGGGGAGAAGUGCGAAGCCUGAGGACUUUGGAAGUGGGGUCCAAGAAGCUGAGAAGAACAAGUUAGUCUUCUUCGAAGGAUGUUCUUUUAAUUUUGAUCUGGAGGAUUUAUUGAGGGCUUCAGCUGAAGUUCUGGGGAAGGGAAGUUAUGGAACAGCCUAUAAAGCUGUUCUAGAUGAAGGGGUAAUGGUUGUGGUGAAAAGAUUGAGGGAAGUUGGGGUUGCAAAGAGGGAGUUCGAACAGCAAAUGGAGGUUGUAGGGAGGGUGGGACAGCACCCUAAUAUCGUGCCGCUCCGUGCUUAUUACUUUUCCAAGGACGAGAAACUACUAGUCUGUGAUCACUAUCCAACAGGGAGCUUGUCUGCUCUAUUGCAUGGAAACAGGGGCACAGGGAGAGUUCCACUGGACUGGGACGCUCGCGUGAAGAUCUCACUUGGAACAGCAAAGGGAAUUGCCCACAUCCAUUCUGAGGGCGGUGCUAAGUUCACCCAUGGAAACAUCAAGGCCUCAAAUGUACUCCUCACCCAAGAUCUUACUGGUCGCGUUUCCGAUUAUGGUUUGACUUCUGUAACAAACAUCCUAUCAACUAGAGGUAUCGGAUACCGGGCUCCAGAGGUGAUCGAAACCCGAAAAGUAACACAAAAAUCUGACGUUUACAGCUUUGGUGUCCUCCUCCUUGAGAUGUUGACGGGAAGGUCCCCACUCAAGUCUUCGGGUCACGAUGACGUGGUUGAUCUCCCGAGGUGGGUCCGGUCCGUUGUGAGGGAGGAAUGGACUGCUGAGGUUUUCGAUCCAGACCUAAUGAGGUUCCAGAAUGUUGAAGAAGAGAUGGUGCAAAUGCUUCAGAUUGCGCUCGCUUGUGUUACAAAGGCACCGGACAUGCGGCCCACAAUGGAUGAGGUGGUUCGGAUGAUAGAGGAAAUCCGGCAGUCGGAAUUGGAUAACCGGCCUUCGUCAGACGAUAACAGGUCCAAGGAUUCUAAUGUGAAUACCCCUUGAUUGUGAUGGAAUUUCUCUUUGGGACUGUCUCACGGCUUGUGGCUGUUUGUUCUUGGAAUUUGGUUUGGUUCGGGAGGAAGUGUAUGAAAACCUGCUGCUGUUGUUCGUUACCAGUAGUAAAUUAGUAAUGUGCAAUUUACGGGUUUUUUUCAGUGUAUUUGGUUUUUAGAUAUAUGAUCAAUUUGUCCACCACCUUCUUUGUUUUUUCUUUUCUUUGCUUUUUUUUCUUUUUUUUUUUUCCAUUUUUCCAAUGGAAUAUGGAGACAUUCUAUAAUUUCCUUGCUGCUGGUCGCAGGAUCAGUAUUUUUAAACUACAGUUGAACUUAAUUUCAGUACGAUCUAUUUCCAAAGUAA